AUGCACCGCAUCGUGCUGCUAGCGGCGCUGCUCACGAGGGCGGUUGCCGCCCAUGUACAUAUCACAGCCCCACCGGGAACUGAACCCGCGUACCUGGCGCAAAGCACGAUGCCACCCACUGUUUUCCACAACCCGCAGACGAAGCUACGUCGCAUCACAAGCCGAAAGGGGAAGGCAGAGUCCCCGAUGCUCAAUUAUAUCUUCGAUUCCUACGCAACUAGUAACAAACACUUUCAUGACAAAUUCAGAGCACCGUCAUUCGAUGGAGAUCUGACUUCAGACACGCUAAUCAAUGCGGACACUGGCGCUACGGUUUUGUUCGACUGUCGAGUAACGUCGUUGCGAGAUAAGACGGUUUCAUGGAUUAGGGUGUCCGAUGAAGACAACCUGGAAUUGUUAACCGUCGAUUUAGAGACGCAUACAGCGGAUUCAAGGUACAAAGUGGACGUAGCGGGCGAGACGUGGAAGCUAACGCUACUGGAAGCGAAAGUACACGACUCCGGAAUAUACUGCUGUCACGUGUCCACCCAUCCACCCAUGUUGCGACGGUUUCAGCUUAUUGUACAUGCGCCCGAAAUAAAAAUGAACAAAGAAGCUUUCCUGGAGAGCGGCGAGACUCUGUCGCUUAAAUGCGCCAUAUUGCACCUAAGUCCUGGCGAAACGUUGCCCGAGAUCCGCUGGUAUAGAGGAAAUAACACCACGUCACUUGAUGAGAUCAGAGGCGGUGUUCUGAUAGAAACCGACCUUAUGACGCUCACCAGUCACCUACAGGUGGCUCUGCUGAAAGUAGAGGACGCUGGAAACUACACCUGCGCCUUAGAAGUGCCUCUACCAAUGAGGACUGUCGCAAGGGUCCAUGUGUUACAAGGAUCGAGCCUCGCAGAGCUACAAAGCGGCGUUAAAACUACAACCAGCUACGUGAGCCUACUCUUCACGACUCUCAUUUUUCUUAUCGCCACCCAACAUGGAGAAAGGUGA
Molecule: messenger RNA, 978 nt
Organism: Pararge aegeria (speckled wood butterfly)
Lineage: Eukaryota; Metazoa; Arthropoda; Insecta; Lepidoptera; Nymphalidae
Exons: 8
Coding region: 1-978 (325 amino acids)
Biological process (GO): synapse organization
Cellular component (GO): neuron projection membrane
Source: RefSeq, a predicted model, not a curated record